UAUUUAUAGCCUGGUCUCUGCGGGUGGGGGCGUCGGGCACCAAACCGUUCCCCCACCCAUGCACACAAAAAUCCUCAAAACCUAGAGGCUCCAAUCCUGACUUCUCUUGCUGAGCCGACCUCCCCUCAGCCCCAACAAACCUAAAUGUUCCUCAGGAGACUCCUCCGCGAUCCAGACUGGGACCAUCCCAAUUCUUCCUUGAGCAGAGCCCCAUUUUCCGCGUUUGAUGUGUUUAUGCGCGCCUGUACGCCCGAUCUGACCUGCUACCCACAGGACAUGGCACAUUGUGCAGAGAGGUGGAGAGAGGCGAUUGGAAUCCACAGCCGGAGUCCAUACUGCACAGAGAGAAGCAAGAGAUCUGGUUGCCUCCUUGUAGUUUACAUGUGAGGGGGAGCUGGAGCCAGACAGCGGUACAUCCUCACUCCACCUCCUCCUAAACGGAACACACAGCACAGAUAAACUUGAACCUCAGUUCCCUGGUACAGACCUCAGAUAAGUGUGAGGAGAGUGGAUGAAUAUACGGGGUCAUUUUUAGGUACACUAGGGGGCAUUCCCAGAUGCCUUCCUCCCCACAUUCUUGGAGGGGGAGAGGGAAAGAGAAAAGGGGAAGAGAGAAGAGCGACCCUUGUAACACAUCCUUUCUCACUGCAUCUCUUUACAAUCAAUCUUUCUUAGACUGUCAUUAUUUUUCCAUCUUGCCUGAAGGUCUCUGUCCAAUGGCUCCUGAUGUCUUCUCUCUGCCUAUCUGUCACAAUUGUAACCCGUCUCUCUCUGCUGUCUCUGCCUCUCCUUGCCACCUGCCCUGUCUCCAUGGUUACCGUAGCUUCCAUCUGCAUAUUUUAGGAAUGAGUUUGUGUCCAGCUGGAAGGCAUCAGGGAAGUGGAAGAUGAGGGGAAAAAAAUCCCAAGGACUUGGAAAACUCACCUGAGAUCAUUCAUACUGGCGGCCACCAGACACAAGAUACUAAAAAUAAUGUUCCUGGAGAAGGAGGAAGAGAAAUAUUGCUGGGAAGCUACCCAUUUUUAUUAGCCACCAUUUAUGGGACGCCAACUAUGUGCCAGCUUUCUCAACAGUGUCCCUCGGUGAGUUCUAAGCGUGAACUCUCGCUAGCCAGGAGCUCCGCCAUCUGAGAUGAGGUCGGAAAUAAUCAAGCCCUGGUUGAUUCUGCAACCCUCUCUCCGCGCCACGGCGGGCUUCCCAAGCCUGGGUUCUGGCUGACUCUCCCCCUCCUUCCUUCUCCUCGGCUUCAAGUGGGCGGAUCUCCCUCCUGGUCUUCUCCUAGAUUGGCCGGGAGAAUUGACCAAUGGGAAGCCCUGGGAGGCGGAGCUAGGGCGCCAGAAGCUAGAGGAAGACCUGCAAAUUUCAAGUUGGCUGCGACGUGGGCUCCGCGUGGGGGAGGGGCAGCAGAGUUAUACUGCUCUCCGCCUUUCCAAAGCCGAAUUGGACAAAAUUCCCUAUAUAUAGUCCACCCUUAAGGAGUGGGAAGUUCUACUCCCCCUCUUCAGGGUGGAAUCUACAUAAUUUAUUUGGAAUUCUACACAAGAGGUUUUUCUCACUGGAUCUCUGAAUACCCAGGCCCCCUCCACCAUGGCCAGUCGGGGUGGGGGCCGGGGUCGUGGCCGGGGCCAGCUGACCUUCAACAUGGAGGCUGUGGGCAUUGGGAAGGGGGAUGCUCUUCCCCCACCCACCCUGCAGCCUUCUCCACUCUUCCCUCCCUUGGAGUUCCGUCCAGUGCCUCUGCCCUCAGGAGAGGAAGGGGAGUAUGUUCUGGCACUGAAGCAGGAGCUACGAGGGGCCAUGAGGCAGCUCCCCUACUUCAUCCGGCCAGCUGUCCCCAAGAGAGAUGUGGAGCGUUACUCAGACAAAUAUCAGAUGUCAGGGCCGAUUGACAAUGCCAUCGAUUGGAACCCUGAUUGGCGACGUUUACCCCGUGAGUUAAAGAUCCGAGUGCGGAAGCUACAAAAGGAACGGACCACCAUCCUAAUCCCCAAGAGGCCCCCCAAGAACACAGAAGAUAAGGAAGAAACAAUACAGAAACUGGAGACCCUGGAGAAGAAGGAGGAGGAAGUGACUUCAGAGGAAGAUGAAGAGAAAGAAGAAGAAGAAGAGAAGGAAGAGGAAGAAGAAGAGGAGUACGACGAAGAAGAACAUGAAGAGGAAACUGAUUACAUCAUGUCAUAUUUUGACAAUGGAGAGGACUUUGGGGGUGACAGUGAUGACAAUAUGGAUGAGGCUAUAUACUGAAGAAGGACCCUGAACAAUAUCUCACACCUUCACAUCGUUCUUGAUUGAAGAUACAGAAGUAACUGUCGCUAUUACUUGGUUUUGUGGACAAGCGAAUCAUUUGCUUAGAGUCCAGAUAAACUGGCCCUGGAGAUAGGAAUGGAGAAUGAUGACAGAUGGUUCUCUUUUCCACCCUUCCCCUCCUUCUACCCUUGUGUCACCUCUGAUAGCUUGGGGGGAAAGGGCAAAGGACCAAUGUCUUAAUUGUACGAAAGAAGGAAGGGUCAAAGAAGAACUGGGCUUUUAGAGCUGAGACAGCUGUACACGUGCCACUCCCCGCACUUUUUUGUAGUGGAAGAUAAUUGGGGGUGUAUGCAGUUAGGAGGAGUAAGGCCAGUUUUAUAUUUUUAAAUAAAAUGUUUUUAGCUGUC
This is a messenger RNA of Prionailurus viverrinus (fishing cat), 2654 nucleotides long. RefSeq names its product RNA polymerase III subunit GL (gene POLR3GL). NCBI's taxonomy places the organism in Eukaryota, Metazoa, Chordata, Mammalia, Carnivora, Felidae. The transcript is spliced from 10 exons. Gene Ontology annotation, biological process: transcription by RNA polymerase III. The coding region runs from base 1588 to 2244 and encodes 218 amino acids. The record is from RefSeq and is a predicted model, not a curated record. Gene Ontology annotation, cellular component: RNA polymerase III complex.